AUGCCCAAGGGUGUUGCGGCCAGUCCCCGUAAUCGCUGGGUCGUCGAAGACACUCCAUUCCUCUCCGCGCACCUCUCCAGGUUCGACCUCUGCGACCCCGACCACCACUUCGCCAUCCAAAUCCCAGUCCGAGCCCGCCUCUACCCUCCACUAAUGGAUGCAAUUUUAGCCCUCUCCGCCCGCCACAAGAGCCUAGUUGGCAAUGAAGUGGACUCUCUCGUAGCGAGUCAUUACUAUCAACGAUGUCUGAGCAUUCUAAUACCUGAACUCGACAGUGUUCACCAUGACAGUGUGGAUGACCUUCUCGCCGCAACGAUAGUCCUCCGACUGCACGAAGAACUCGACGGCCCAUUUUCGGGUUUAGAAACAACAUACCACCACAGCAUAGGUACGCGCGCUCUACUCCAAAACCAAGCUUCACAUAUCUCGUCCGUCUCUGGCCUCCGGCGUGCCGCCUUUUGGGCUGGGAUGCGGCAGGAGAUCUAUGCGUCGAUUAAGCGGCACCGCCCACCUGCGAUUAGAGCCUCUGCUGAGAUGCUGGCACACCUUGGGCCUUUGGCAAUGGAUAGUGCGUGGGCGGAGAGUGCAGUUAGUCAUUGCUUGAAUGUUUUGGAUUUCUGCUUUGGGGAUGAAAGUAUGAAUGCGGAUCUUUAUGAUAUUUUAUGUGAAAAGAUUAUGCGGUGGGAGGUUGAGCGGCCUGCAUCGUAUGACCCGCUUUGUUUUGAUGUUCGGAGAGAUUCGAACAAUGAGACAAAUACGUCUUGGGAUGUGAGAUAUCAUGGGGACUGGCAUGCGAGUGCGUGGGCGUAUAUCUUACUUGCCCGUAUUCUCUUGGUCAUUCACAAUCCCCGCCAACCACGUGUCGGACUGAAUCGAGUAUCGGCAUGGAAGAACGUGCUUAAAGAGGUCCACUCAAAAAUCAAACUCCUGUGUUCGAUCGCUCAAUGUAGACCUGAAACUCCGGGACCCUCAUUGGUGGCCUGCAUGGCUGUAUGGCUUGCGGGUGACAUGGUUGAGGAUCCGCCCGAGAGGAGAAGAAUUCUGGAGCUGCUGGCGAGAACGGAGGCGGUACACGGCUGGCCGACGCAGGAUAUUUGCGCGGAGCUUGAGGGCCUUUGGGAGGGCUAG
Molecule: messenger RNA, 1128 nt
Organism: Penicillium waksmanii
Lineage: Eukaryota; Fungi; Ascomycota; Eurotiomycetes; Eurotiales; Aspergillaceae
Exons: 4
Coding region: 1-1128 (375 amino acids)
Biological process (GO): positive regulation of transcription by RNA polymerase II
Cellular component (GO): nucleus
Molecular function (GO): transcription cis-regulatory region binding; DNA-binding transcription factor activity
Source: RefSeq, a predicted model, not a curated record